AUGUUAGCUGAAGAAGGACAAUUUCCCUUUGAAGUGUCCAUUGCCUAUAAGUAUCAGGAUAUAUGUGGCGGUGCUAUCAUUUCAACACAUGCUAUUGUCACAGCAGCACAUUGUAUUAAUUACAUAGAACCUAAUGAUUUACAAGUUUUUGUUGGUGUACACAAUUUUUUAAUAUUUCCACGUGGACAUAUACAUGAAGUUGCUACCACUAAAAUACAUCCUGAAUAUGAGCCGACAACAAGAGAUUAUGAUGUGGCUCUAGUUAAACUUAAAGAAGCCUUAGAACUAAAUACCAAUGUAGGCAUCAUUCCAAUUUCAUCGACAAGUCAUGUUUAUUAUGGUGGUAAACUGGACCGAGCUGUGGGCCGAAAGAGAUGUACGCCAGCAAAUGCACUUGGUGAUUUUGCCGUAGACCUUUAUGAUAACGACCUGCCUCCAUCCAGUCUAGCAGUAAUUUGUGCUGGUAUACCAGCCGGACUGUGUAUAGGAGAUGAUGCUGGUUCUUUGAUUGUGGACAAGGAGCUGUGGGGUAUAGUGUCGAUGAAUUUUGAAUGUGAUUCUAAAGAUAAACCUUUGAUUAUGACGAACUUAGCAUUUGUCAAGAGUGGAUAG
Lucilia sericata (common green bottle fly) is the source of this 612-nucleotide messenger RNA. Its product is annotated as anionic trypsin-2-like. Gene Ontology annotation, biological process: proteolysis. The record is from RefSeq and is a predicted model, not a curated record. Gene Ontology annotation, molecular function: serine-type endopeptidase activity. The transcript is spliced from 2 exons. Lineage: Eukaryota; Metazoa; Arthropoda; Insecta; Diptera; Calliphoridae. Bases 1 to 612 code for a protein of 203 amino acids.